AUGGGGAACUGUCUCUCAUGUUCCACGAAGCAGCUUGAUUCUAUAUCAGCGGAAGAGUGUGUGAAAGUCUUCACGGUGGCGGAGCUGAAAAAAGCAACUAAGGAUUUUAGUAAGGAGAUGGUAAGAGGAGAGCGCUUUGGCAGCCAUGUCAGGGUGAGGGGAUACAUCAACCCCAAGACGUUAUCUCCAGCCAAGGAAGGGGUUGGCAUGGUCGUUGCGGUUAAGAGAUUUUACAUGUUUAAGGAUCUUGAUCAAGAUUUGCAAGAUUGGCUUAUUGACCUAGAGUUUCUACGACGUAGUUCUCAUCCAAGCUUGGUGAAGCUCAUUGGCUAUGGUUUGGAUCGUCGUAGGUUGUUCAUCGUUGCUGAAUACUUUCCAAACGGAAGCUUAGAAAAUCACAUCUACAGAGAGACUCGUCCAAGGUCAUUGCCCUGGAAGACGCGACUUAACAUAUCCAUAGGAGUGGCUCAGUGUCUUGCUUUCUUGCAUUCUUGGAAGAAAACUAGUCUCUCUCGCAGAUAUCUCACCGCUUCUAAAAUCUUACUUGAUUUGGAGUUCAAUGCAAGAGUUUCCUAUUUCGGACUCGAAAACCUACCUUAUUAUGAAGAAGGGACACACGUCCCCUCGUUAGAUUACGCACCUCCCGAAUACAUAUUAUCAGCUUUGGUUCUAUACUGCUCGAGAUGCUAACUGGUAUAAGAACACGGCGCAUAAUCCUAGAAAUACGAAAUGACAAUGAAAUCAUUGCUGAGAUGAUCGAUCCGGAUUUAGAAAAUAGCUAUCCUCUUGAAGGGGGUAUGCGCAUGUGCGAGGUUAUAAAACAAUGCCUUGAGGAAGACCCGAAGAAUCGACCAUCCAUGCAACUUGUGCUGGAUAAUUUGAAUGCGAUAGCUAGGAUUUGAAGAUAAGUUAACUAAGAGUUGUAAACGGUAAAAAAAGAUAUACUUCCACUUGCUAUAAGACAACUAUAACAUAGUCGAUGUAUGCAUAUAUACAUUUGUAUUAAACAUGUACGAAUGGAGUGUAUAUGUCAAUAAAUAACUUUAUUUUUCAAAUCAAAUGAAAGGGUUUUCAAAAUCUCUGGUUAUGUUAUACGGUCAAUUGAAUUUCAACGGAUUUGUAUUUCAAAUUCUAUGUACCAAAACGGACAUUAUCAAUCCUUUUAUUACCACAUUAAUUGAUAAAAAUAUAGUCAUUCAAACAAUUUAAAUUAUAAAUUUAAUUUCGUUUAGAA
This is a messenger RNA of Eruca vesicaria subsp. sativa (arugula), 1234 nucleotides long. Lineage: Eukaryota; Viridiplantae; Streptophyta; Magnoliopsida; Brassicales; Brassicaceae. The record is from the annotation of a GenBank genome assembly.